This is a messenger RNA of Rhizophagus irregularis DAOM 181602=DAOM 197198, 609 nucleotides long. The record is from RefSeq and is a predicted model, not a curated record. Lineage: Eukaryota; Fungi; Glomeromycota; Glomeromycetes; Glomerales; Glomeraceae.
AUGGAAGCAAUCCUCGAAGUAUGGAACGUACGAGCGACCGGCAUACGGAGAAUCAGACAUUACGUAAUUCUACUCAAUGAAGGCACGCAUUUAUGCACUUAUCUUCUUUUAAUUAAUAAGGGAUUGGUAUGUCGGCACUUUUUCUGUGUUGGUACCUACUCUAGAUUCGCCACCUUCCACAUAUGUAUGAUUCCGAAUCGAUGGUAUAUAAAUCCUGAUGUUGAACCGAACGAUCUCCUACAACAAUAUUCUUUUAUCCCAGUAUGUGAUAAGAUACAAUCGGAAGAUAACAUACCAUUCAAAAAUCCUAUCACUUUCCAACAUUUCUUUUCUAUUCAGAUUGAUUCACACGGCUCUCAACCAUCCCAACCAGCCGUAAACUCGCCUAAAGCUAUGUACGCAGAAUUGGCUGGAUUAUCGAAAAAGGCUAUUGACUGUGCCCUUAAAAGUGAUAAGCAACAAGAAUUGUUAAAUAUUUUCAAGGCCUUUAUUUAUGAUGUAAAGAGCGGACUGGAACCGGAAAACUUUACUGAUGUUAUUAAUCCCGUUGUUAUUAAGCAUAAGGGUCGGCCACCGAAAAGGCUAAUAUCAAGCAUUGAAAAGUUUUAA